GACCAAGGUCUCCUUCCUCUCCACCCAAAUGCUUUCUAGAAAAGGAAAGAAUCUGGCAGCUGUAUCUGCUCUGAGAAAUAGGGGGCCCUCUUCCAGUUGGGGCCAGAACUUGGAGAGAUAGAGCCUUCCAGGGUUGGAAAGCCCAUGGCUCCGAGAGCUUCCUCUCCCUCCGUGUCUUCCUUCCAACUCUGCCCACAGGGCAGGCCUUGGCAAGUCACCCAGGUAUGCAUGGUAACUCUGAGAAGGAUGCUGUGCCCACUUUCUGAUGAGGAAACUGGGGCCCCAAAAGAUUAAAUGUGUCCCGCAUUACCAGCCAGAGCUGGGAUAUGAACCAGAGGCUUGUGACUGCCUGGUGCCCUUCUCUGCAGACGCACCCCAAACUCCCGAAUCUGAGGGAUGGCCCGCCUCAUUGCCACCUCAGACCCAGGCAUUGUCCCCACUUGCCUUCUUCCUCCUCCCAGAGCCACUCCCUGAAGCUUGAAAGGCCUAACCCUAAAAACUCCACCUGCCCUAAGUCUGGGCGGUGGGGAAGGCACCUGGCAGACAUCCUGCUGGUCACAGGCUGGGGGCCCGUGUCUCCCCCCACUUCACUGUGCCACUGGCUGGAGUUGCUGCUGGAAGACACCACGGAUUGGCAGGAUGACUGGUCCUUGGCCAUGAAGGUGUAUUAGGUUCUUCCUUCUAGAGGUAAAGGAGGGGUGGGCCCCGAAACCCAGCAAGCCAGACCGCCCUGUUCGUUCUACUCUGCCCUCUCCCCUGAGGAUCAGACAUCCUAAGAAGCACUGCGUGGACUGAGCCCGGUCCACCCGCCAGGGGUGUGGUAAGCCUUACUAUCUCGGGGCUCACAAUGGCCCGGUGUGGGCAGGGCUGCUGUUGUUUCCCUUCUUGCGUGUGUAAACUGAGGCUAGAAGUUAAAACUUGCACGCAGACUUGCACACUUGCCUCACUGAUGGGGGAGUCCCAGGAUCCAGCCGGGAUCUGAGCUCGAAGCUAGAGCCACUCACCCACCACAGCGUCCCCCGGCCUUGUCCCAGCUCAGAGCCUGGUAUCCAUCUGUCCCUCUGUUCUCUUCCUAUCCCUGUGUGCCCAUGUGCUAAGCCUUAGUCCCGACUGUGCCCUCCUGCUGAAAUGCCACCCUCCUUCCUCUAGCCUGGCCUCCCCACCAUCCCUGUGCUGUGUGCGUCCCCGCCUCAUGGUCCUGAGCGCCCCAGAGUCAUAGCCUCACUGAGACCUGCUCUGGCCACUCCCGGGGCCUCUGCUUCUCGGCUGCCUUGCUUUUCUGCAGAGCAUUUGAACCCCAACACUCAGCAGCCUCCAUUCAUCUCUGCACGCCCACCCCGGCUGCCACCUAGAACGUGGCACACGUGUGGCUUCUCAGGGGUCCGAGAGGCUGGAGAUCCAGGCAGCUCUGCUGCCUGCGAGCAGACCCAGGUUUGGGGGUGAGCUGAGCUGUGUUCCUUCGCAGAUCCUGAGCAGGGUAGGGACAGAACAGGUGCUUCUGUCGUGAGGAAGCCCUCUCGCUGAGGGGGAGGCACGGCUCAUCCUCAGGGAGCCCCAGUGUGAGGACGGACAUGGCCCUCUCCUGAAAAACUCCCAGCCUGAGGGUUUAUUUUUUUUUGUACCGGGGAUCGAACUCGGAGCCUUGUGGUUGCAAGGCAGGCGGGGAACCACUGAGCUAAAUCCCGGCCCUUGCCUGAGGGUUUAAUCCCUCACCACUCAGAGGUGGUGAUGGAGCCACCUCUAUGGAAGCUCCCUGGGGUAGGGUGGCCUGCCGACCUUUAGGCUGCUGUCCCCGGGAGUCCUCCUUCCUACUCCCCAGCUAGACACACCUUCUGCCCCGGUUCCCAGCAGUGACCUUGCUUCCUGCCAGUUUUCCUAUUGGAAACAAAUACAGUAAGGGGCUCUCUCCCAUCUCUCCCUGCUCACCACCAGCAGCUGCUGCACGGAGGGAGGGAGGGAGGAAGAAGAGACCUUUCCCAGGUGAAAGAGGGGAGACGAGAGAGGAAGGAGGGGGUGGGGUACAAGGUGGACCACUAGGGCUCUCUAGUGUGAACUGUGCCACCCCCUCUGGUGUAGGUGCAGUAACGAUGUGGCCUUUGUGGUCAGUGUAAUUGAUUUCUUUUUCUCCAUCCCUCCCCGCCAAACCAAAUAUGUUGACUUUGCUCUCCGGAGAGCUGUGUCCUUCAGUAACUCCCCACCGGCUCACUCAUUUCAAGGAUGCUCCCAGGGUUCAGAGCAAGCUUGGCUGCUUCUGGAGCUUUCUGGGUGGCUAAAGACAGCUGUCUUAUAAACCCCAACUCACCCCAGACCCAGGCAGGGUACCAAGACCGAGAAACCAGGUCUCACGUGUGCUUCGGGGAUUUACCAGUCAGGGGUGUGGGCUUCUGAAAAGACGCUGAUUUAAUUCCCACACACGUGUACAUGUUUGUGAUUUCAAAAAGUAAAUUUUAGUUUUAAAUUAUAUAUAGACCCUAAAUUGUAUACAAGGGGCUCUCUGGUCAUUUCUGUAACAGCAGCCAGUGCAGGUGUGAUGUCAGUGUUCUGGAACCUUCCCGACCUCUUCCUCCCGUCCUUGGGUCUCCUCCUGCUCCUGGUUGACAGACGCUGGCUAAACCCUGGGUCUGUGUCAUGUUAGAGGGGAGCACUGUGCAUUCCGUUGCCCUCCUCUACCCAUGACUGGCUUUGCAGCUGGGAUGCUAACGGACGACAGCCUGGCUCUGUCUGCCCCCCUAAUGCCACCGCACCCCACAUCUCAGUUCUCCCGCAAGUCACCGAGCUCUGCUUCCUGUGGUGCUGUGUGCCCUGCACAGUGGGGUCCCUCUCCCGCUCUGCCCUGGGUCUCCUUCUAGAGAGGUUGAAUGUUCAAGCAGUCCCCGGGCAGGCUGGCUGGGCUCCAGGAGGAGGGGAUCCCAGGCAGUGACCAAGCCCGGGCUCUCAGGAAGUCUCUUCUUCAGCCAGAGCAGAUGACACCAUGAAUGAGUCACAUACUCCCCACUUCCCCUUCCCCCCACACGCCCCCUGAAAACAUCCAUUCUGUAGCAAUUCGCUGGUACCUACGACCUGUCAAGCUAUGCACAGUCCCUGGGAGGGGUGAAGAUGUCAAAGGCUGCCCCUGGAUCCCCUGUGUGGCAGUCGCUUGUUCCCUCCCUUCUCAGAGGUGACCAAUGCGUGGGUGCAACUGUAUCCCUCUCGGAGACAGUGCAGAAAUGGCGAGAAUACCGACGCCAGUGUCUACGAAACCUGACUGAGACUCCACCCCCUGCCACAGGCCUGUUCUGCAACCGGACCUUUGAUGACUACGCCUGCUGGCCAGACGGGCCACCGGGCUCCUUUGUGAACGUCAGCUGCCCCUGGUACCUGCCCUGGGCCAGCAGCGUGCUGCAGGGCCAUGUGUACCGGUUCUGCACCCCAGAGGGCCUCUGGCUGCACAGGGACAACUCCAGCCUGCCCUGGAGGGACCUGUCGGAGUGCGAGGAGUCCCAACGCGGGGAGAAAAGCUCCCCGGAGGAGCAGCUCCUGUCCCUUUACAUCAUCUACACAGUGGGCUACGCGCUGUCCUUCUCCACCCUGGUCAUCGCCUCUGCCAUCCUCCUUAGCUUCAGGCACCUGCACUGCACCCGGAACUACAUCCACCUGAACCUCUUUGCAUCCUUCAUCCUGCGAGCCCUGUCUGUCUUCAUCAAGGACGCCGCCCUCAAGUGGAUGUACAGCACGGCUGCACAGCAGCACCGGUGGGAUGGGCUCCUCUCCUACCAGGACUCUCUGGGCUGCCGCCUGGUGUUCCUGCUCAUGCAGUACUGCGUGGCGGCCAAUUACUACUGGCUGCUGGUGGAGGGCGUGUACCUCUACACCCUGCUGGCCUUCUCAGUCUUCUCCGAGCAGCGUGUCUUCAGGCUCUACCUGGGCAUAGGCUGGGGUGUUCCCCUGCUGUUUGUUAUCCCCUGGGGCAUUGUCAAGUACCUCUAUGAGGAUGAGGGAUGCUGGACCAGGAACUCAAACAUGAACUACUGGCUCAUCAUCCGGCUGCCCAUUCUGUUUGCCGUUGGGGUGAACUUCCUCAUCUUCAUCCGGGUCAUCUGCAUCGUGGUGUCCAAACUGAAGGCCAAUCUCAUGUGCAAGACAGACAUCAAGUGCAGACUGGCCAAGUCUACUCUGACGCUCAUUCCCCUGCUGGGGACCCAUGAGGUCAUCUUUGCCUUCGUGAUGGACGAACAUGCCCGGGGGACUCUGCGCUUCAUCAAGCUGUUCACAGAGCUCUCCUUCACCUCCUUCCAGGGGCUGAUGGUGGCCAUCCUGUACUGCUUUGUCAACAAUGAGGUCCAGAUGGAGUUUCGAAAGAGCUGUGAGCGCUGGCGCCUGGAGCAUUUGCACAUCCAGAGGGACAGCAGCAUGAAGCCCCUCAAGUGCCCGGCCAGCAGCCUGAGUAGCGGGGGCACAGUGGGCAGCAGUGUGUAUGCUGCCACCUGCCAGGCCUCCUGCAGCUGAGACCCCAGCACUGCCCUUCCUGUGGUCCUUGCCGAGGGCCGGGUGGCCAUCCCAGGUGGGAGAGACCCGCCCAGGGCCAGGGGAAGGAAGGGACACAUGUGCACAUACAUCCCCGCUUUCCCUCCCCAAGCCCAUCAGACAGGCAAAUGGGCAGUGCCUCUCGGGACCAUGGACACAUUUUCUCCAAGGAGAAGCAGCCUGCUAAUUUGAUCACUGUGGCAAGGGGAGAGGAAAAAUGAUUGCUGCUAAAAUAAGGAGGAGUUCUUCCUGCUAGGCCACAAGGCCCUUGGGGUUCCCCCAGACAGAGCAGCAAAUCAACCCCAGAUCAAACGCAAGGUCAAUGGCUUGUUAGUGGGAUUGGAGCUCGAGGGAGGAGGUGGAACUGAGAGAGGCCAAUGUAACCUCGGCCAAACACAGAGCUCACUGAUGUGAGCCGCUCUGCUUGUGUCCAGUUGGGGUCACCACCCUAUCUGCCUCCUCAUUAAGGGGAGCUCUGUAUGCAUCUGGGCCGCUUGUUUCCCUCCUCUGCCCCUUCAUCUUCUCACCAGGUUCCCCUCGAGGGCUUUGUUUGGGCCACCAGCUGCAGCUAUUUCUGGAAAUGGCUAUGAGGGUUGUUGAGGAAGUGAAUGAGGGUUUCCUUUGCUGGUACCCACUUCUCCCCUGGGUUCUGAGUUGCUCUGGUUCCUGCUUCUGCCCUACUUGGGGAGCCAGGCCCACCGCCAAGGAGCCCAGCCCAAUUCCGUCCUUAAAAAGAUACUCAAGGAUCCUCCAGGUUCACCUAGUGACACUUAAAGAGCGUCCCCACUGUGAAUGUCGAUGACCUGCUCGUGACUGCUGGGAAUCCAGAGGGCCAAGAGAUUCAUCGUGGAAAUGCUUUCUGUCUGUGACCAGAUUCUUUAUCGUGAGUGGAAGUUGGGUGCACCCCCCAAAUUUAGGGGAUGUGACCAAGAAGAGACUCCAGGGGAAACCAACAGUGCCCAUCAUUACCAUGGCGGCAGGCUCCCCCACCUUUCAAGUCCCUGCUCUUGGGAGCUUGUCUCUGUUUUAUUCACUUUUCUUUAUUGCUGUGAAUAGUCUGUAUGUGCAAAUGUGCAACUUGUAUUUCUCCUACCUGCUGGAAACAAGAACUAAAGCAUGGUUGUCGUGAUUAUGUUUGGGGGAAGUGAGGUAGUAAUGAAUUUGACUUACCCACGCUUGGAGCUAAUUCUUGUUUGCCUGGCCAGCCUCCAGCCUCAUCCCAUAAAUAAAGAGCAGCAGAAAGGCUGGGAUGGGGAAAAAAAAA
Molecule: messenger RNA, 5767 nt
Organism: Heterocephalus glaber (naked mole-rat)
Lineage: Eukaryota; Metazoa; Chordata; Mammalia; Rodentia; Bathyergidae
Gene: Glp1r
Product: glucagon like peptide 1 receptor
Biological process (GO): adenylate cyclase-activating G protein-coupled receptor signaling pathway; positive regulation of blood pressure; cell surface receptor signaling pathway
Cellular component (GO): plasma membrane
Molecular function (GO): peptide hormone binding; glucagon receptor activity; glucagon-like peptide 1 receptor activity
Source: RefSeq, a predicted model, not a curated record